Messenger RNA from Funneliformis mosseae, 130 nucleotides. Lineage: Eukaryota; Fungi; Glomeromycota; Glomeromycetes; Glomerales; Glomeraceae. The record is from the annotation of a GenBank genome assembly.
AUGAAUAAUAAAGAUAAUGAAAUUAAUGAUAUUCAAAGCGAUAAAGAGACUAAUGAGAGUAAAAUAGAAUAUAAUAAUAAUGAGCUAGAAGAUGAAGAAAAAAUAGAUGAAAUAGAUGAUCUUUAUAUUG